Molecule: messenger RNA, 1816 nt
Organism: Etheostoma spectabile (orangethroat darter)
Lineage: Eukaryota; Metazoa; Chordata; Actinopteri; Perciformes; Percidae
Product: ras-related protein Rab-8B
Exons: 8
Coding region: 165-788 (207 amino acids)
Molecular function (GO): GTP binding; GTPase activity
Source: RefSeq, a predicted model, not a curated record
AAGGGAUACGAUAGUUAAACUACGUAGACCAUAAUGCAAAGUGCAACGUGACAUCACUCAUCUCGACAUCGGUCUGCUGCCGGUCUGACAGCUGAGGAUUUCCAGACGGGGAAUACCGGUACGGCCUUCUAUUAUCGAAACGUUAGAGUCUACAGUGUGUUUAAAUGGCGAAAACGUACGAUUAUCUAUUUAAACUGUUGCUCAUCGGAGACAGCGGAGUAGGCAAGACAUGUCUGCUGUUUAGAUUCAGCGAGGACUCCUUCAAUACCACCUUCAUAUCUACAAUAGGAAUAGACUUCAAAAUCAGAACAAUAGAGCUUGAUGGAAAGAGAGUCAAACUUCAAAUUUGGGAUACUGCAGGGCAGGAGAGGUUUCGCACCAUCACUACAGCUUACUACAGAGGAGCAAUGGGCAUUAUGUUGGUCUAUGACAUCUGCAAUGAGAAGUCCUUUGAAAACAUAAAAAACUGGAUUAGAAAUAUUGAAGAGCAUGCCUCGUCUGAUGUAGAGAAGAUGAUCCUGGGUAACAAAUGUGACAUGGCUGACAGGAGACAAGUGUCCAAAGACAGAGGUGAAAAACUGGCUAUUGAUUAUGGAGUUAAGUUCUUGGAAACCAGUGCAAAGUCUAGUCUAAACGUAGAAGAGGCUUUUUAUAACAUGGGAAGGGACAUAUUACACAAUCUGAGCUCAAAGACAACUGACAACAAUGCUGGAGGAUCGGGAAAACCAGUCAAGAUCACAGAGAAAAAGUCAAAGAGGAUAAAAUUGUUCAAGUGUUCGCUCCUCUAGGCUUCUCAGCUCUAGUGUUCAUGAUUCUGGCAUGACUUUGCUGUUUCGGCGGGCUUCUACCUCCCGGCCAUCCUCGCAACAGUGGCAGCAGUGGUAAUAUUUAGAGGGCCUUAAUGUUAUCUGAAGCUCACAGGUUCACAAGUGGUUGAGAUGUCAUCCUGUUCUUCUGACCAGAAGGGGAUCAAUAAGGAAUGAGGCCUGAUACUGAAUAUCCGCUCAUGCAAAAGACUUGUGCGUGAUUGUCAACAUUGGUUUGUAGGUGGCCCUGCCCUGGUCUGCUCACAGGUCAUUCUGUUGGCAUUUAUAAUACCUCUGUUGGAUCUUAUCAAAAUAGACUUUAUUAAAUAUAAUAAAGUUCAAGAUAGUUGUCUUAAAAAGGGGGGGGGGGGGGGUGAUACUCAGAUUCUUUCAUAAAUUGUAGCAUUGUUUUAUACAUACUACAUAUUGUCAUAUUUACUAUGAUGAUGCUGUCACAUAUAUUAAGUCUCAGCAUUGAUUGUAUUUGUCUGUGUAAAUUCAUGUAUACUAAUAUGCCAAUAAUCUCCUGUUGCACUGGCAGCAUUUCUAUUUGUUCAUGUGUGCCUCAAAGCAGUCACAGUAUUGUGAUAUUAUUGAGAAAAAUAUGUAUAAACAUAACCUACUGUCUUUUUAAGAAACCUUAAUUUAAUACAGAUUUCUGUGACAAAAUGAAACAGUGAAAGGGUAUUUUGUUUCUUGGGAGCUGUAGCUAACUACAUUUAGUUACGCAAUUGUCAGUAUUUGCAUGAAGGAUAUAGGGAUACCUCUGAGUGGUUCAUUAUUAAGCACAGUGCUGUAUCGGAAAAGACAAUGUUUACAGACAAUAUUUGUGUCGAUCGUAUUUAGGAAGUUCAUGUUAUUGAUUGACUGUUGUGUGUGUAUAUACUUUAUUUUCACCUUAACAUGUAGACAUCCAACAUAAAAACACAAUGACUGGGGAAAGCAGUAAUGUCAAUGAUUGUAACCUACUGCAUGUUACACCAAUGAAAGACAGUAAAGAAAUUGGAUCU